Eleginops maclovinus (Patagonian blennie) is the source of this 583-nucleotide messenger RNA. Its product is annotated as C-X-C motif chemokine 10-like. Gene Ontology annotation, biological process: immune response. The coding region runs from base 92 to 367 and encodes 91 amino acids. The transcript is spliced from 4 exons. Gene Ontology annotation, molecular function: chemokine activity. Gene Ontology annotation, cellular component: extracellular region. The record is from RefSeq and is a predicted model, not a curated record. NCBI's taxonomy places the organism in Eukaryota, Metazoa, Chordata, Actinopteri, Perciformes, Eleginopidae.
UGUCCAGUGUAUAAAAGACACCUCUUUUGAGCUGUACUGCAUCAGGAAUCUCCACUGAAGGAAGAACUGGACCUGUGAGCAGCUGUCCACCAUGCAUCCAGCACUUACUGCCCUACUCUGCUGCCUGCUGGUCCUCUCUGCACAAGGACAUCCAGCAAACAAAUCCAAUAAGUGCAAGUGUUUGAAGUUUGUCAACAGGGUCAACCCGCAGCAAAUCCAGGGACAGCCGGCCAUACAUGAGCCCAGCGCGUUCUGCCAACACAGAGAGAUUAUUAUUUGGAUAUCAAAUGUCGAAUAUUGUAUUAAUCCUCAAUCAAAACUUGGAAAGUUAAUUCUCACAAACAGAAGCAGGCAUGGAAAAAAAUGAAUUGAGAGCAAGACAGCUUCCAGUCAAACUACAUGGAGCUCAGCAGGACUCUGAGACUGCACAGAGGGGGACAGAAAAACUGCAUCUAUAACAGAGGGAGUUGUUCAUGCUCACUGUCUUCGUCAUGUAAAUACAGUUAGUGUGCAAACAAAAUGUUGUCUUCUGUUUCUGCCCUUUUACUUAAAUGGUCUUUUUGAAUUAAAGAAUCACACUGGA